AUGACUCCUAAGACACCAUGCAGAAUACUCAAUAAAGUAAAGAAGAACCCACGAGUAACAGCUAAAGGCUUGAAGACAUCAUUGGAACGGGCACACAGCUCUGUUCCUGAGUCUACCAUACGCAAGUCUAUGACAGAAAAACUGAAUAGGUGGAAUCUACUAAAGCACAAGUUUGCGGGGAGUUCGCUAAAGUGCAUGGACCGGUAUAAGCAAAUGGAGAAAAAAGCUACUGGAUAUUUCAGAAUAAAUCUGGCGAAAAACUGGACAGAUGCUCAGAGUUACUGCAGACAACAUUACACUGAUCUGGCCAUCGUCCACAACUCUGAAGAGGAGAACCAAGUAUAUGCAGCUGUUGUAGAUUCCUGGCCACAGCUCUGGAUCGGUCUGUACAAGGAAUUUUGGCAGUGGUCUGAUCAGUGGAACUUCACCUUUAGAAACUGGGCAGCAGGACAUCCAUUCAUAAGUUCUGGUGACUGUGCUGCCAUGUCAACAACUGAUUCUGGUAAAUGGGUUCGAUACAGCUGUGACCAACAGUACCCUUUCAUCUGCUAUGGAGAGGACAAGUUAGUUAAAAGACAGACUGUGAGACUGAGCUUGUCCAAUGAUGGAAAUCACAACAUGAAUGAUCCUUCGGUACAGACUGCCAUUCUGAAUGAGAUAAGUGAAAAGCUGAAGAUCAUGGGGCUGAACGGCUUGAAGAGUAUAAGCUGGAAAAAGGAUGAAGUUGGAAAGGUGUUUCAUCUGACUGGCAGACAAACAAAUUUAGAUGAUGUAUGUAAAUAUAUUAGGAACUAAUCAUCAAUGUAUUUCUGUAACUUUAAAACAUACUGUACUCUGAGAAUACUAAAUAAAUUAUGUAUCAUCUUUCAGACGAAAACAAUUUGAGUUAUUAAAAAAAUGUCCUGGCUCUUUCAAGCUUUGUAACCUUAGAAAACAAGAAGCUAAUUAUUAUGGUUUAUACAUUUUUAAAUAUGGAUAUUUUUCUUUUACAAUCGUAUGGAUUACCCUCAAAAGGCCUUUAUUAAUCCACCUGGAGACGUUGAUUACUUUUGUGAAGGAUGUAUGUGCUUUAUUGGGCUUGAACAUCGUGAACCCUGUUUUUUUACCAUAAUAAAGCUUGGAAGAGCCAGGAAAUUUUCUUAAAUAACUCAAUUUGUGUUUAUCUAAAAGAUGAUGGACAUGUAUCUCGGAUGGCUUGAGCUUGAGUAAAUCAUGGGGUAAUUUUCAUUAUUCGCAGGAGUAUCGCUUUGGGCUCUUUAUGAAUGCAAUUUAUUUUGUGUGAAGUAGAUACAAUAAUAUCUUUCUUAUUUGUAAUAGAAAUUUAAUUGACAAUGUUUAUUAAUACAACUUUUAGUUAUUACAAAAUAGAAGUUUAUUUGCUGAUAUUCUGGAGUAUAACAAGAACAGAUCACAGAUGACUGAACUGUUAUAAUUAUUUAUAAACUGUAGAUGCUUAUACAUUAUAUCAGAUUGAACUAACUUUGCCUAACCUGAGAACAGAUUUGAUGCUACCUAUUGGCAGAGUAGGCAAAUGCCUAGUGCCUCAAGCUUGGAGGGGGGCCUCCAUAACCACUAAAUCCAUGUGCGCUAGUCCACCAAUCACUACUGACAGCAAUACACAAAGUUAUAAGGUGAGUUUGACUUUAUGUGGCGCCGUAAUGAGAAUGAUAAGCAGACUCCUCUUUAUGAUUUAUUGAAUCACUUUCGCCUUGAUGUUCUUUGUCUGUCGGUUCUUGCAGCGCAGCAUAAAGUCAAAAAAGCCUAGCCUAUAUGAUGAACAGCAUUCAAAACUCUGCAGCUGACUGACUUUAAAAGUGACAGUGCAGGACAUGAUGCAGGUAUUUUGAAAUGAUUGUAAUUCAUUGUAAAAAUAAACUUGGCUUUGUUCUGUGAAUCAACGUCAUUUCAGUACAUAUCAAACUUGCUGCUGCUGACUCUGUUCAGACACUUUGAAUGAUGUGCACGAUAGCAUC
This is a messenger RNA of Paramisgurnus dabryanus, 1973 nucleotides long. RefSeq lists its product as uncharacterized. Lineage: Eukaryota; Metazoa; Chordata; Actinopteri; Cypriniformes; Cobitidae. The record is from RefSeq and is a predicted model, not a curated record.